ACAUCAUCAAUUAGUCCCCGAAUUUAACCUCAUAGGUUUUUAGAAAGAUUGGUUUUGCAACAUUUAUUCCAUAAAAAUGAACAUAAAAACAAGAAGAUACAAAUAGAAAACGUACUGAUGCCUGAUUUUCCUCUUUGCUAAUUCGCACAAAAAAAUUAAUAAAAAAUAAAAAUCACCCACUUUUGCCUGACAGACCUUCCUGCGAAUCUAAUUUUAAAUCGAUUCACUGACAAAGAUUGUUUGGGUUCAGCAUGGCUGCUGAAAGCGAGAAGAAACGCAUUCUAGAGAUGGUCCAAGCUGAUGGUUCUGAUGAGGGCAGUGUGACAUUUGUGAUGCAUGAUGAAGACCACACCCUGGGGAACUCACUGCGAUAUAUGAUCAUGAAAGAUGAGUCUGUUGAGUUUUGCGGCUACACUAUCACCCACCCAUCAGAGAGCAAGAUCAACUUUCGCAUUCAGACACGAGAUGGAACUCCAGCAGUGGAGCCUCUGAGGAGAGGCCUGACUGAGCUCAGAGAUGUUUGCCAGCAUGUUCUCAACACUUUUGAGGAAAAAGUAAAUGAGUUCAAAGAGAAGCUGGAGGAACCCAUGGAAUGAAGACCAUCAGCCCAAAGAAAUCAACAUAUGAUCCUGUGUAUACAGUAUGUCUUAUUUAUGUAGUGUAGUUUUAUACAGUUGGCAAAAAAUAACAAUGAAUGAAAUGACCCUAAACGUAACAAUGCAGUGAAAGGUAAUGUAUUCACAUAUAUCGAGUAUAAUUUCUUCAAUUACACCAAGACAAUCAUUCUUUUUGGUAUUUUUUUUUUUUUUAUAACAUAGCAUUGAUGUGAUUCUUGGAACAAAAAAUGUUCUCAUCUGUUCUUUUGAAGAGGUGUUUGACAUCUGAAGGAAACUUUGGAUCUUAAGCUAUCAAUUAGCUGAAGAAUGUGUCUUGAGCCGCCAAGACAGAGGCCUAAAAAGAAUGAUGGUAGUGAAGCAUCCACAAUACCAGUUAAGAUAUUUGGGUUUUAACAUGAAUGUCCCACUGUUGGUUACAUGUAUAAAAAAAAUAAAAAAUGUAUGGCCGCAUGUGUGGCUUGCGGCAAAUCGAACUUUGGAAUUAUUGUUUCCAAAAAAUGGGAAUUACAUAUGCAGUUCCAACUGUUUUUUGUUUUCUUUUCAUGUUUGGUGUAUUAAUGCACUCAGAGGCCUUUUAAAUGCCUAAUCUACAUCUUUGAUG
Messenger RNA from Corythoichthys intestinalis (scribbled pipefish), 1218 nucleotides. RefSeq names its product RNA polymerase I and III subunit D (gene polr1d). NCBI's taxonomy places the organism in Eukaryota, Metazoa, Chordata, Actinopteri, Syngnathiformes, Syngnathidae. Bases 252 to 596 code for a protein of 114 amino acids. Gene Ontology annotation, molecular function: protein dimerization activity; DNA binding. The record is from RefSeq and is a predicted model, not a curated record. Gene Ontology annotation, biological process: DNA-templated transcription. Gene Ontology annotation, cellular component: RNA polymerase III complex; RNA polymerase I complex. The transcript has 5 exons.